Molecule: messenger RNA, 1206 nt
Organism: Bubalus bubalis (water buffalo)
Lineage: Eukaryota; Metazoa; Chordata; Mammalia; Artiodactyla; Bovidae
Product: NADH dehydrogenase [ubiquinone] 1 beta subcomplex subunit 8, mitochondrial-like
Exons: 1
Coding region: 673-1206 (177 amino acids)
Cellular component (GO): mitochondrion
Source: RefSeq, a predicted model, not a curated record
UCUGAACAGGCCCAGGUGAGGGACCAGUAUAGGUCUCUACAGCCAUGUUCUUCCCCUGUGCUCUGAAAAUGGGAGUUUCACAUCCUUUCCAACUUAUGUCUAAAUCCUAAAUCACAUCAAGAACCAUGCCUUCCCUCCCCUCACCCAACCAUUCAUUCAAUCAGCCAUCAAAUCGUUCUGCCAAAACUUCACAUUUCUCAUUGGCCUGUCUCAUAGAGCUCUUCCUCCAUUUUUUGCUUCUCCUUCUGGGUGGUUUUCAACCUUGGAUACACAUUGGAAUUACCUGGGGAGUACUUGAUGCUUGACUUCCAUCCCAGAGAUUCUGAUUUAAAUGGUCUGAAAUAUGGCCUGUGUAUCAUGAUUUUAAAAAGCUCUCCAAGUAAUUCUAAUGUACUUACAAGGUUUAGACUCAUUAGUCUUAAAAAUAAUGUGAUCAAUGUUCCAUCUAAUUCAUUAAAGGAAAGAGAGCACUGCUAAUCAUGUUCAUCUGUUUGUCAGGAAAAAAAUUAAAAAACUUGAAUUAGAACCAUAGGAUUUUAAGUAGAUAUUUGGUUAGGAUUGUUGUCUAUAAAGAGUUUCCAGGGAAGAAGAUGAAGAUGGCAGUGGCCAGGGGAUGGUCCUGUGAGACUGAGGGCUAUAGAGGGCAGGGUGAAAUACGGUAUCUUUGGGAGCAUGGACAGCUCCUACAUCAUGAAGGACGUGCUCCCAGGGCCCUACCCCAAGGCCCUAGAAGAACAAGUAACCAUAGCCAAGAAGUAUAACAUACAGGUGGAAGAUGAGGAGCCCUGGCUGGAUGAUGGCAUAGGAUAUGGCAACUACCUGAAGUUCCCUGACAGUUCACAGCAGGAGAGGGAUCCAUGGUGUGACUGGGACCACCCAGACCUGAUGUUGAACUGGGGUGAACCAAGGCUCUGGGACCUGGGUGUGUGUAUCAGAAAACGUAUGGAUGCGUCCUCCAUGCCCGUUUCUUGGAAUCUCACAUGUAAGCAGCUCCGCAGCUUCACGGCCUUCAUGACAUUCAUGUUUUGGAUGUGGGGAGAAUUAUACCACUCACCUGCCCAUGUGUGGAACCAAAGCUGCAUCCUUAUACUGAUCGGCAACUGGAAGUGGUCUGCAAUCCCACCACAGAGAGAGAGCUGGUGGUUCAUCAUGAGAUCUGGGGAGGCUUUGUUCCCCGUAAGUGGCUCUCUCAUCCCUGGAGAUUGA